AUGAACCAAGCGCGGCAAAAUUUCUAUAGACAGUUUAUCUCAGAGAACAGUCAAGAUCAGAGGAAACUAUUUCGUGCAACUAAAGGUCUUUUUAGACAUGAUUCUGAUCUUGCCUUUCCCCACUAUAACGACAGCAAUGCUCUCUCUAAUGAUUUAGGACAAUUCUUUGCUCAAAAGAUUAUCAAUAUUUGCUCUGAACUUGAUACAGCAUCAACCUAUGAACAAGCAGUUUUUUCUGACAUGCCGUCGGUCUCACUGAACAGUGACCAGAUUUAUCAAGAAUUUUCUCCUAUGAGCGAUGAAGAUACUGAACGGCUAAUAACCUCGUCAAACAAGAAAUCUUGUUCCUUGGAUCCUAUCCCAACUAAAUUGGUCGUCGAAUGCCUGGAUGUUCUUCUGCCUGUUAUUACCAAAAUGAUUAACCUUUCACUAGAGUCUGGCAUUUUCCCAUGUGUUUGGAAAGAGGCUGAUGUCCAGCCAAGACUCAAGAAGCAAGGCUUGGAAGUAAUAUUUGAAAACCUACGACCUAUCUCCAACCUCCCAUACGUUUCAAAACUAGUCGAAAGGACAGUUUACAAUCAAUCCCAUAAUCAUCUAUCAGUUCAUCAUUUGUACCCUGGUAAUCAAUCGGCAUAUUGA
Paramuricea clavata is the source of this 639-nucleotide messenger RNA. The record is from the annotation of a GenBank genome assembly. Lineage: Eukaryota; Metazoa; Cnidaria; Anthozoa; Malacalcyonacea; Plexauridae.